This is a messenger RNA of Syngnathus typhle (broad-nosed pipefish), 1500 nucleotides long. It is a transcript of the gene gpr139, whose product is annotated as G protein-coupled receptor 139. The transcript is spliced from 2 exons. Lineage: Eukaryota; Metazoa; Chordata; Actinopteri; Syngnathiformes; Syngnathidae. Gene Ontology annotation, biological process: G protein-coupled receptor signaling pathway. The record is from RefSeq and is a predicted model, not a curated record. Gene Ontology annotation, molecular function: neuropeptide receptor activity. Gene Ontology annotation, cellular component: membrane. The coding region runs from base 96 to 1214 and encodes 372 amino acids.
UUGUCAGACGGAGCGCAGAGCAACGGUCACCUCACGGUUUGCUGGCACCAUCCGGCUUCUCGACACCGAGCGCAGCUGAGGAAGAGGACGCGGCCAUGGAGCACAGCCACAUCUUCCCCGUUGCCGCCCCCAACGAGAGCGGUCGCACCGUCGGGCAGCAUCCCUCGGAGGGGUGUCCCCUCGGACCGCUGCCCGUCAUCUACUACAGCGUCUUGCUGUGUCUCGGCCUGCCGGCCAACAUCCUGACAGUGGUCAUCUUGUCCCAGCUGGUGCUGCGUCGUCAGAAGUCGUCGUACAAUUAUCUCCUGGCGUUGGCGGCCGCCGACAUCACGGUCCUCCUCCUCAUUGUUUUUGUGGACUUCAUCCUGGAAGACUUUAUUCUGGCUACGCCACUGCCGCCGUCACUCAACAGCGCAGUGCAGGUGUUGGAAUUCUGCUCCAUCCAUACGUCCAUCUGGAUCACUGUGCCCCUCACUGUCGACCGCUACAUUGCCGUUUGCCACCCGCUGCGCUACCACACUGUCUCCUACCCGGCACGCACGCGCAGGGUGAUAUUGGCCGUCUACCUCGGGUGCCUGCUCUCGGCCGCUCCAUACUACUGGUGGCCUGAGCUGUGGCACGGCUCGCUCGCUGCGGCCGAUGGGGGCGGCCCGCAGCGUAGCGGUCCAAGUAUCGCCCAGCACGUCCUGGUGUGGGCCCACUGUGCCACCAUCUACCUCCUCCCCUGCACCGUCUUCUUCAGCCUCAAUGGCGUCAUAGUGAGCAAGCUGCGCCGCCGCCGCAGCUGCUUCCGCAUGCGUGGCUACUCCACUGGCAAGACCACGGCCAUCCUGCUGGCCAUCACCUCUGUUUUUGCCGUGCUCUGGGCACCCCGCACCUUCCUGAUCCUCUACCACUUCUACUCGCCGCCGCCGGCCUCGCUGGAUGCCGGGCGCCUGCUGCAUGCACUGACCGACUUUGCCAACAUGCUGGCGUUGCUCAACACGGGCGUCAACUUCUUCCUCUACUGCUUUAUCAGCAAGCGUUUCCGGGCCAUGGCGGCCAACGUGGUGCACGCGCUGCUCCGCUGCCGCAAGCAGCCGCAGCCGUUCUACGCCAGCCACAAUUUCUCCAUCACCAGCAGCCCAUGGAUUUCACCGGCCAACUCCCACUGCAUCAAAAUGUUGGUGUACCAGUACGACAAAAAUGGAAAGCCUAUUUGCAUUUCCUCCUGAGGGCUCAGGGGAGGGUGCUUCGGGGCUUUCUCACUCUUGCCUGCACAGGACGCUUUGGGAAAAGGUCAGGUUGCACGGCAGGAACGGCAGUGACGCUUGAGCUAGCUAUGAGCCAAAACAAAGCGUCUAGACAAAAUAGCUUGUGUUUGAAGCAACGAUGUUGGAACCAGCAUCUCUUUGCAAAAAAUACGUACAUUCUCCAGACUCUUGACCUUGUCAUCGCUCUAGACCACGCACCGAUAUCCCAUGCAUGUGAAUCGUAGCGGCCGCAUGGGAGGCAUCAGAG